This is a messenger RNA of Syngnathus acus (greater pipefish), 1929 nucleotides long. RefSeq names its product vacuolar protein sorting-associated protein 26B-like. Gene Ontology annotation, biological process: intracellular protein transport; retrograde transport, endosome to Golgi. The record is from RefSeq and is a predicted model, not a curated record. Lineage: Eukaryota; Metazoa; Chordata; Actinopteri; Syngnathiformes; Syngnathidae. Gene Ontology annotation, cellular component: endosome; retromer complex. The coding region runs from base 434 to 1471 and encodes 345 amino acids. The transcript has 6 exons.
GUAGUAGAGUCGACCCAGAUGUCUUACAUCCUGCGUAUUUGACAACACUCGCUACAUUCUCUUAUCGGAUCAAAACAACCAUGUAAUGUAGCGAUAUUCAGCCGCGAACGUGUUAGGCACACAUCGAGUGUACAUUUUCGGGGAAAAUUGCGGGUGAAAAAGAAUAAAUACGUCGUUUUUCCUUUUUUCCCCCUUUUUCCCCCCCUAAUCGAUGGACAUUUUGAUUUCUGUUGAGCCGCACGUAUCGUUAUCGUGUUCCGCCCCGUCGUUCCCGCAAUUGGGCAUGAUGGACACUUGACGUGCUUGCAAUACAAAUACGUCCACUAUUUAAGAGAAAAAAAACCAACAACCGUGCCGCGGCCUGCGGACGGAGGGAAAUUUAACCUUCGGGCCUUGUGCUAUAGCUGUAUACAAUUUUAAAAAGGUGACAACAAUGAGCUUCUUCAGUUUCGGACAAAGUGCGGAGAUCGACGUGGUGCUCAACGACGCCGAGACGAGGAAGAAGGCAGAGCACAAAACAGAAGAUGGCAAGAAGGACAAAUAUUUUCUCUUCUACGACGGAGAGACCGUCAGCGGCAGAGUCAACGUCACGCUCAAGAGCCCCGGAAAGAGGCUGGAGCACCAGGGCAUCAAGAUUGAAUUUGUCGGACAGAUUGAGCUGUAUUACGACAGAGGGAAUCACCACGAAUUCGUUUCUCUGGUGAAAGACUUAGCGAGGCCCGGUGAGAUGACCCAGUCGCAGACAUUCGAUUUUGAGUUCACUCACGUGGAAAAGCCUUACGAGUCCUACACGGGCCAAAAUGUCAAACUCAGGUACUUCCUGCGUGCGACUGUGAUCCGAAGACUUAACGACAUCAGCAAAGAGUUGGACAUCGUGGUGCACACACUGAGCACGUAUCCCGAACUCAACUCCUCCAUUAAAAUGGAAGUCGGCAUCGAGGACUGUCUCCACAUUGAGUUUGAAUAUAAUAAAUCCAAAUACCACCUGAAAGACGUCAUUGUGGGGAAAAUCUACUUCCUGCUGGUGAGGAUUAAGAUAAAGCACAUGGAGAUCGACAUUAUUAAGCGGGAGACGACCGGCACGGGCCCCAGCGUGUAUCAUGAAAACGACACCAUCGCCAAGUAUGAGAUAAUGGAUGGAGCACCAGUCAGGGGCGAGUCAAUCCCCAUCCGGCUGUUCUUGGCGGGCUACGACAUGACUCCCACGAUGCGAGACAUUAAUAAGAAGUUCUCAGUACGCUACUACCUAAACCUGGUGCUGAUUGACGAGGAGGAGAGACGUUACUUUAAACAGCAGGAGAUCACGUUGUGGCGGAAAGGCGACGUGGUGAGGAAAAGCAUGUCCCACCAGGCCGCCAUCGCCUCCCAGCGCUACGAGGGCUCGGCCGCCUCGGAGAGCGCCUUGGAGCAGUGCGCCAAGGAGGAGGCCGGGUACGAGCCUCGCCUUCGAGCAGACCGGGGGUCCCCGUGAGGCAACUUCCUGUCUGAGGGAUGACGACGAAGGGAGACUAGACUGGACUCAUCCGUCCUAGCUUUGUUGUUUGUUUUGCUGGGAAUCAAACUAAAUCACCUCACGCGUUAUAAUUCCUCCGAUUUCCACGCUAACGCCAUUCCGUGUGUACUCUUAACGCUUUCAUUGAUUUAGUUUAUUUUGAACGAACAACAUUCCGGUUGGGAGCUCUGAAAUGUGAACGCACUCGAGUGUCGUUCAAUUGGUGCGAAUGUGUAAAUAAGAGCGGUUCAAGGCGGCAUUCCAGCGGCUGCGACAUCCAAGUGUUAGUUUGGUUCGACACCUGCGUGUGUCCUCCUGCCACCAAACGUGAUUUUAAGUCUUUGAAAGUAGAGCUAUUUAGAUCUUUUUGCAAAGCGCUUAUGACUGGAUUCAUUGUCCCCAAAUGGUCAAAUAAACUGAUGCCAAAUGGGGAAAAA